Calypte anna (Anna's hummingbird) is the source of this 2346-nucleotide messenger RNA. RefSeq names its product AFG1 like ATPase (gene AFG1L). The record is from RefSeq and is a predicted model, not a curated record. The transcript is spliced from 13 exons. Gene Ontology annotation, cellular component: cytoplasm; mitochondrion. Bases 23 to 1441 code for a protein of 472 amino acids. NCBI's taxonomy places the organism in Eukaryota, Metazoa, Chordata, Aves, Apodiformes, Trochilidae. Gene Ontology annotation, molecular function: ATP hydrolysis activity; ATP binding.
CCGCAGAGGCCGGGCCGGGAAGAUGGCGGCGCCCAUGUCGCCCUUGGUUACUGCGCGCUGCCUGCUGCGGGCUGUGGCGCGGCGCGGUGCCCGCUUGCUACCGACGCGGGCCGCCGCCCUGCGGAGAGCAUACACAGCUCAGGCAGAUGAGAAGACAGUGCCUGGUACCUCUACAGAUGCCCAUGCCAGGGCCUUACUGGUGUGCAAUGGACCUUUAGAACACUAUAACUUUCUGAUCAAGCAAGAAGAGUUGAAGAAUGAUGAGCAACAAAGAAGAGUUGUGCAGCACCUGCAGAAGUUACAUGAGAGCCUUAAAGGCUACAGCAUUGGUUCAAAAAAUCUUUUCUCAAAGCUCUUUGCCAAAAACAAACCCCCAAAAGGUCUUUAUGUAUACGGAGAUGUUGGCACAGGAAAGACAAUGGUGAUGGACAUGUUCUUUUCUCACUUACAAGUAGAAAGGAAAAAGAGAGUCCAUUUUCAUGGCUUCAUGCUAGAUGUACACCAGAGAAUACAUCGCCUUAAGCAGAACUUGCCAAAAAGGAAGGCAGGAUUUAUGUCUAAAUCAUAUGAUCCAAUUGCACCAGUAGCAGAGGAAAUAAGUGAAGAGGCUGCUCUCUUAUGUUUUGAUGAAUUUCAGGUCACUGACAUUGCUGAUGCCAUGAUUCUGAAGCAGCUUUUUGAAAAUCUGUUCCAAAAUGGGGUUGUCGUUGUGGCAACAUCUAACAGGCCGCCAGAAGAUCUUUAUAAAAAUGGUCUUCAGAGAGCUAAUUUUGUGCCAUUCAUUGCUGUGCUGAAGAAAUACUGCAGCACAGUCCAACUUGAUUCUGGAAUAGACUACAGGAAACAAGUGCUUCCUGCUGCUGGAAAACUUUACUACCUCACAAGUGAAGCUGAUGUGGAGGCUGUCAUGGAUAAGUUGUUUGAUGAGCUGGCUCAGAAACAAAAUGAUUUAACUAGACCAAGGAUUCUAAAAGUGCAAGGCAGAGAGCUGAAGCUGAAUAAAGCCUGUGGAACCAUUGCAGACUUCACGUUUGAAGAGCUGUGCGACAGACCUCUUGGGGCCAGUGACUACUUGGAAGUAUCAAAGCAUUUUGAUACAGUCUUUGUUCGUGACAUACCACUUCUUACAAUGGCAAAAAGGACACAAGCUCGUCGUUUCAUUACUCUUAUUGACACCUUUUAUGAGCAUAAGGUGCGCAUCAUUUGUUCUGCAGCCAGUCCCCUCCAAAGCUUGUUCCUGGUGGAACGUGACAGUGGUGAGCUACAGGACAACAGGGUGUUGAUGGAUGAUCUGGACUUGAGCCAGGAUUCUGCCGAAGGACUCUCCAUGUUUACAGGAGAAGAGGAAAUCUUUGCCUUUCAGCGUACUGUCUCACGGCUCACAGAAAUGCAAACUGAACAGUACUGGCAAGAUGGGGAUAGAAGCAAAAAAACUGAUUAAAAGUAGUUAAAACUUGAAUAAAAUAGCCAAGAAAUAAAACAAUGAAUUGGAAAGUUUUUAGCACAGCUGAAGCAAUUGCACUUUAUCAGAUGGAUAUAUGUUUUCUUUUCAUAUGCUUUCUUUCAUUGGUUGUUUUUUGUGCUUAAGACAUGAGGACUCGGUUAUUUUUCUGUAUAUUCUGUAAAGCCUAACUUUGAUGCUAAGGAAGUUUAACAGGAUUAGAACUUUUCUGGAGAAUUGGUCUAGAGACGAAGUUAAUGGCCCAUGCAGAGUUCAGCAGCAGAUUUAUAGUGUCACAUGAGGAGGGCACUUUGUGGUUCAUGCACUGCUUCCUUCACAUACCAGGCAGUUUGCACAACAGGAAAAUCAAAAUGCUUGCUCUGUGAAACUCCUGAUGUUGUAAAGGUUCUUGCUAGAAUCCUGAAACUCUUUUGUUGUGUACUCUGGCCUUUUUUUUUUUCUUUUUUCUUUUUUCUUUUUUUUUUUUCUGUGUGCAGCCAUCUGCUGAUUUUCAGGCUCUAAGAUUUUAUUGUACUCAGAUUGUUGCUCAGUCUGGUUCAUUGAAAACUUGUGGUUUGAACUGAGAAUCUUGAGGAGGAGCUUGUAAAGAUCUAAGUAACCAUGGUUGGGAAAAGAAACUAUGAUAGAACAGGGUACACUGUAACAUGUAAGUGCAAGUUAAUACUCUUCAUAAAUUUUGCUGCAUAUUUAUGAAAAACCCAAUCAGAAUACAUUGCUUACACUUAAGAAUAUCCAAAUAAUUGAUGUGUAUUUUCAGAGAUUUUUAUAAAUUUUCUCAACAGAUGGACUACUGAGAAUCAUGCAUGUGUGUCUCUAUAAACAGACACGUAUACUUAAUUUAUAUGUGUAUAUAAAUACAGAUAAAACUAAUAUAUAUAAUUUAA